AUGUAUCUACCAGAGGAACGGACUGUGUCGGACUUUCCUUACCAGAUGAGUCCUUUGACCCCCAGUUAUGGAUAUUAUUCACAAGACUGUAAGGAACCUAUUUGCCGAAGUCAGCACAGGAUAAACAGUGUUGAAGCAGAACUAACCUCACUGCCUGUUCAUGUAUCACUGCAAUGUCGUGAGCUUUGGGACAAAUUCAGCGGUAUCGGCACAGAGAUGCUGAUAACUAAAUCUGGCAGGCGGAUGUUUCCCAGCUGCAAAGUAACAGUGACGGGCCUGAAUCCUAAAGUGAAGUACAUGGUGAUAAUGGACAUGGUGCCGUUUGAUAACCACAAGUACAAGUGGAAUAAGGAUCAAUGGGAAGUCAGUGGUUCAAGUGAUCCACACCUCCCCAACCGGUUCUUCAUCCACCCAGAUUCUCCUGCAUCUGGCGAUAAAUGGAUGCAGUAUCCGAUCUCCUUCCACAAGCUCAAACUAACCAACAACACACUGAAUUCCAGUGGCCUGGUGGUUCUUCACUCUAUGCAUAAAUACCAGCCUCGUCUACACAUAGUUCAAUCUCCAGACCCCAGUAACCCUUAUGUGCAUGGAGGUUACCUGCGUUUUACCUUUCCCGAGGCUGCCUUUAUAGCUGUUACAGCCUACCAGAACCAGGAGAUUACAAAACUCAAGAUUGACAACAACCCCUUUGCUAAAGGCUUUCGUGACAAUGGAUUGAACAGGAAAAGGUUUAGAGACAGAGAGACCAAGGAUUCAAACCAACAGGAAAAACUGAAUUUGAGUUUGACACAAAAGGAGCAAGUAGGACGGCUGAAGGAGGAAGAGCAUGCGGAUGUGACAGUGUCCAGCUCUGUAGACCACAGCUCUUCAGUGAGUUCUUCAGAUGGGACGCUUUCCUCUAACGUGGUUAAUCCGUUUAUAUCAGCAUUCAUAAACCCAAGCCCUACUGGAUCACCUUCACCCCAUCAAACACACACAAUACUCAGCCUCAAUAACAGAAACUUGAACAGUCCCAAUUGCCUCAGAUCAUCUAGCCUUCAAAAUCUCCAUAUGGCUCUGCCCAUGCCUCAAAGUUCCUGUACCCUAUCCUCCACAGUAGAGAGCAAUCUCAACAGACUUCCAUCUCAGCUCAGCAGUCCUCUAAUUUCUCAUCAUCAUCACCACCAACACAGUCCCAUCAUUCAAACUCCAUGCAGAUCCAUCAUCCAUCCCAUCCAAGCCCAAAAUCCUCAGCUCCAGCCUUAUUUUCAGACCCCUCCCCAUCACACCCGGCAAUGUCCUGAAGUGGACCUCCCUCUCUCUCUGCCUCCCAAACUUAGCCGGAUGCAACUACCUGAAAGUGCUCUCAAGAACCUGGAGAUGACGCCUGCUCACUUCAAACCCCUCACCAACAUCCUCAACAGGACCCAGGUUCGAGCAUUCGCCUCUGAGAAGGUCCAACAAAAUUUCUCCCAACACGAGCAGUACCCCAGAGAGACAGAAAGGGAGCUUCGUCCACAGAUUUAUCCAGAUGUUCAGGAGUACAUUGGUCAGCAAUUUGCAUUAAACAGCAUGCAGGCUCAACAAGCAAGAGACAAUCAGGAUGAUCACAGAUUACAGAUUGACUUUUCCUAUGCAAGACCACCCUUUGAAUACUACAGUAAACAGCACAAUGGAAAAUAAUUUUUUUCUUUUCAGUUAUUAACCAAAUUAUGUCCCAUUUUGUUGCUUUUUUACCAAAAGUUUGCAUUCUGUGUCAAUUUUUCAGCCAAAGUAUGUAAAUAUAGUUUUCUGUGGCAUCUGAGAUUGUUGCUUUCUUUAAGUUAAGCGUCGUCCCGUAUACGGGACCCCGAAGUUUACUUCAAUAUUGUUGAUGUAAAUUUAAAUAUAUCACUACAAACUAUAUAUUGUUGGAAAGGUAUAAGCAUCUAAAAUAGACAUUUCAACAGUGUUUUAUAAAAUAGAUUAUGUAGGGAGAGUAAUUGAUUCAUUUAUGAAGAGAGUGCGCCUCAAAACAUUUAUAUCCUGCUAAAUGUUACUGUC
Molecule: messenger RNA, 2022 nt
Organism: Paramisgurnus dabryanus
Lineage: Eukaryota; Metazoa; Chordata; Actinopteri; Cypriniformes; Cobitidae
Gene: tbx16l
Product: T-box transcription factor 16, like
Biological process (GO): cell fate specification; regulation of transcription by RNA polymerase II; positive regulation of DNA-templated transcription
Cellular component (GO): chromatin; nucleus
Molecular function (GO): RNA polymerase II cis-regulatory region sequence-specific DNA binding; DNA-binding transcription factor activity, RNA polymerase II-specific
Source: RefSeq, a predicted model, not a curated record